GUGCGCGUCCGCGUGCGCGCCUCCGCGGUGGUGACGGGCAUGGCGGUGUGUGCUCGGCUCUGCGGCGUGGGCCCCGCGCGUGGGUGCCGCCGCCGCCAGCAGCGCCGCGGCCCGGCCGAGACUGCGGCGGCGGACAGUGAGGCGGACACGGACCCCGAGGAGGAGCGCAUCGAGGCGGGGCCGGCGCGUUGCUCUCUGCUGGAGCUCCCGCCUGAGCUGCUCGUGGAGAUCUUCGCGUCGCUGCCCGGCACCGACCUGCCCAGCCUGGCUCAGGUCUGCAGCAGGUUCCGCCGAAUCUUGCACACGGACACCAUCUGGAGACGGCGCUGCCGCGAGGAGUAUGGCGUUUGUGAGAACCUGCGGAAGCUGGAGAUCACAGGUGUGUCUUGCCGGGACGUCUAUGCAAAACGUAUAAAUCCUCGAGUGAAGUCAGGACGCUUCAUGAAAAUUCUCCCCGAUUAUGAGCACAUGGAGUACAGAGAUGUGUACACCUGCCUGCUUCACCGAUACAGACACAUUUUGGGGCUGUGGCAGCCAGAUAUCGGGCCGUACGGAGGAUUGCUGAACGUCGUGGUGGACGGACUGUUCAUCAUUGGCUGGAUGUACCUGCCACCUCAUGACCCCCACGUGGGAGACCCCAUGCGGUUCAAGCCACUGUUUAGAAUCCAUCUGAUGGAGAGGAAGUCGGCUACAGUGGAGUGUAUGUACGGCCACAAAGGGCCCCACAACGGCCACAUCCAGAUUGUGAAGAGGGACGAGUUCUCCACCAAGUGUAACCAGACAGAUCACCACAGGAUGUCCGGUGGGAGGCAGGAGGAGUUUCGGACGUGGCUGAGGGAGGAGUGGGGCCGCACGCUGGAAGACAUCUUCCACGAGCACAUGCAGGAGCUGAUUCUGAUGAAGUUCAUCUACACCAGUCAGUACGACAACUGCCUGACCUACCGACGGAUCUACCUCCCGCCCAGCCACCCUGACGACCUCAUCAAGCCCGGCCUCUUCAAGGGCACCUAUGGCAGCCACGGGCUGGAGAUUGUGAUGCUCAGCUUCCACGGCUCACGCGCCAGGGGCACCAAGAUCACGGGCGACCCCAACAUCCCCGCGGGGCAGCAGACUGUAGAGAUUGACCUGCAGCGCCGCAUCCAGCUGCCGGACGUGGAGAACCUCCGAAACUUCAACGAGCUCUCCAGGAUUGUCCUGGAGGUCCGGGAGCAGGUGCGGCAGGAGCAGGAGGCCGGCGAGGGCGCCGCGCCACCCCGGGAGCCUUCAGCCAAGGCCGCUGAUGGGCCACCUGCUAAGGACGGCAAAGAGCCUGGAGGUGGAGCCGAGGCAGCUGAGCAGUCGGCCUCGUCUGGGCAGGGGCAGCCGUUUGUGCUUCCUGUGGGUGUCAGCUCGAGGAACGAGGAUUACCCCCGCACUUGCCGCCUAUGUUUCUAUGGCACAGGCCUCAUCGCUGGCCACGGCUUUACCAGCCCUGAGCGCACCCCCGGAGUCUUCGUCCUGUUUGAUGAGGACCGCUUUGGAUUUCUGUGGCUGGAAUUGAAGUCCUUCAGCUUGUACAGCCGAGUCCAGGCCACCUUCCAGAACGCCGCCGCGCCGUCGCCGCAGGCCUUUGACGAGAUGCUCAGGAACAUCCAGUCUCUCACCUCCUGACCUCCGCAUCGUGGGCGGAGAGGCUGCACCGGGGCCCGGGUGGGGGAAGCAUGCACUUUAGAAAUGAACGCACACCUCCUCACUGGGGUCCCGGUCGCCCCGGGACGCUUCUUGUAUAGUGUGUAACAUACUCUUGUACAUUUGACUUGUUGGUAGCUAUGAAGGAGAACGCUAAGCAUGGUGAGAAAAUAAACGGAGUUGAGCCAGGAUCGAGCUGAAUGACCGGUGCCUGUGGCAUGGAGAAUUAAAUGGAUGCCUGCUGGUUUUCUGAAGCAAGCAAAUCUGCCCCUAGGAAGGGUUAUAUAUCACCCAGCCACCGUGAGUCGUAGGGGGCAGGGUUCUGUGCACCUGUUCCCUUCCAAUGACCUAAACGGUCACUGCUUGGAUGUGGCCGCUGUGGGAUGGCCGAGUGUCAGGCUCAGGGAUAGGUUUCCAUUUCCUCACUGGCUUGCUUAGAUCUUGGACAGGGCAUUCCACCAUGGCCUCUGUCCUGGUUGCUAGGAGCCACCAAAGAUUGCCAGGGAGUCGCCACUCUGGCCCCUGGUGACCUCUGGGCCACACCCACUCUCGAAGUAGAGCCGAGUUGUCAGGCCAGCCACCUGCUUGUCCCCAGCAGCCGAAUGCCCUCCCUUGGUCCUCCACACGUUUAUCUGGAGGGCCCGCCUGCCGACACCACAUCGCUGGUGCUCUCAUUUCACGGCUGUGCAGAUGCCUCUCCAAGUGUUGACACCGACGACCUUGUCAGCAGCGAGCACUGUCAAGCCCUUUGUAGGUGAAGGCAGUCUUCUAGAUACUUCUCUGUGGCCAUGUGCCCGGGAGCAUUGCUAAUUGAGGGCUUACCUGCUCAGAGAUCAGUGUGCCGGGCCUGCUAGUGUUUGUGUUUGAGGACCCUGUCUGAGCCCAGCCUUUGGGAGCGUCUGCCUGAGCUUCCAGUGUUAGCAUGCCUCUAGGCCGCCCUUCCCCCAUGGCUGUUCAUCCCCUGGGGCUUUGGCAAGCCCUCAUGCUGAGAACUCAUCCCGCUGGCGAGGGACCUUAGGAAGAUGGCAGCCACUCGAGGCUGGGCCUGUAGACUCAGGAGAGGUAGUGUGGUGAAGGAAGGACCCUUGCUUGCAAGCUGCCUUUAGGGCUUUAGGAUGCUGGCUUUGUCAGGAGCAGUAACAGAACCUGCGGCGAGCUCUGUUAGUCCUGAGAAGCUUUGGACAGUGGCGGAUGUGACCAGGAAGCCGCAGAGUCAGUGGAGAGCAGGUAGCUGGGCACGCGGGUAGCUCUUGUCAGGUUUCCCUGGAGAAAAGCAGAAGUGUGCAUUUCCCAGAACCUUUCCCUGAGUGUCUUCGGCCGCUUCUGGUUCAGUGGGGGCGCUCACGCCAUAUUAGCCCACCACACACCGGCUUCCCUAAACGCACGCCCUGCUUGCUGCAGACGAGGCUUGUUGGGGGCUGAUACCAUUGUUGCAUGUAGUGUGGCCUCAUGUAGAGAACAGCAAGGCCCUGGAAGUCCGCUCAACAAGGCAGGUGGACAUCCUUGUCCCCGGGCCUCACCAGGCCAGUGCCAUUGGCUGCUCUUGUAAUUUUGCUGCUGCAGGCUGCACAGCCCAUGGAUUUUGGAGAAAAGGCGCCUUGUGGGUUUGCACACUUGGCCUGCCCCGCUGUGUGUGGAGAUGGUAUGGGUAAGGUCAGGGGCAAGCCUCGGGAAGUUUAUAGCGGGGACUGGACUCUUUCGAGUGAGGAUAUUGCCGGUGUCUGUUUAUGUCCCGAUUUCUUCAGGCCUGCCAGUGUCAGGACAUUACCGCCAUCACUCAGACCUCAGACAUCAACAGUGUGUCUGUGGGGGGGGAGCUCUAGACUCCAUGCCUUGGUCCUGACUCACCUUGUGUCCCUUUGACAUCAGCUGUCUGGCUCCUUGUAACAUGAGUUUAGACUCUGGGCCCCUCUGCUCUGGGCUGUCAGCUCUGCACACUUCCUGUCCCUGCAUGUCUACCUAUAGAGUGGGUACUUGACAGUGGCUUCUGGCCAACUGCUGCGCCAGCCAGGCCUUCUUCACAUCAAGCAAUGAGGCACUCGCCUGCUAACCGCCUUCCUUCCCCAAGAACCUGGAGCUGAACACGCUGAUCUGGCCAUCUGGGGCACCUCCCCGGCUGCUGGCUGCCUCCCCCAGCCCUCAGCAGCUCUCUGCCAGGCUCGCUGUGAACAGUAUACCGCCCAGGGUAUAAUUGUUCGUUCACCUUUCAGGACCUAUGGGCAUUAGAGCAGAGGGCCCAUCCUGCUCAGCUGUCAGGACUUUGCGAACCUCAGGACACCUGCAUCGCCUAGUGUGGGACUGUCUUCUCAAGACAGUGGGGCACAGAGGACAUCAAGCGCCUGACCUGUACCAACCUCCGGCCCACAUGACCCACUUUCCAAGAAGGGUUUCACUGUGGGUCGUGACACUGAAGGAACCUGCCGGGUGCUUUUCUGUGGUGGAGUCCUCUGUGUUUGCACAGAGACCAGCACAAAGUGCUAGCAUGUGCGUUCUCAGCCCGUUUCUUGUGCUCACCGAGCCUGUUUGGAGCAUGGGGUUUGUCUGGAGCACACACAGACACACACACAACACACACACACACACCUGGUUCUGGACAGAGGGUGGCUCUUAAAAGCUCUCAGGUCAGCUCCGCUUUGCCUAGGGUCAGGGAAGGACCCUGAAACAGUAGCUGCUGUGUACCUGGUGCCUGAUAUCACCUGUGUCACUCGCCUAGGAUGUGUGGUUCUCCUUUCGGUUCUCAGUAAACCUGUUUUUGAAGCCUU
Molecule: messenger RNA, 4430 nt
Organism: Mus musculus (house mouse)
Lineage: Eukaryota; Metazoa; Chordata; Mammalia; Rodentia; Muridae
Gene: Fbxo31
Product: F-box protein 31
Exons: 10
Coding region: 40-1650 (536 amino acids)
Biological process (GO): protein ubiquitination; SCF-dependent proteasomal ubiquitin-dependent protein catabolic process; anaphase-promoting complex-dependent catabolic process
Cellular component (GO): cytoplasm; centrosome; SCF ubiquitin ligase complex
Molecular function (GO): ubiquitin-like ligase-substrate adaptor activity; cyclin binding
Source: RefSeq, marked validated